AUGUUUGCAUUCCGUCGGCAAACUGAGCCUGAGACCCUGGAGAUUGCCCAAGCUGCAGAGGUUUUUCAAACAACUCUGAAAGUCCUAAAGAGCAGAGCAAGACAGAGAUACAAAAGGAAUGUCACGACUCCAGAGUUGUUGUCAUGGGAGGACGUGGAGCUGAUCGCAGAGCUGUGUCAGUGUCCUCCUCCAACACAUCCAGCCGGCUGCCAACUCAACCCAAAGUACCGCUCCAUAUCUGGCAUCUGCAAUAACAGGCAAAAUCCUCUCUGGGGAGCAGCCAACACUCACUUGGUCAGAUGGCUUCCAGCUGAAUACGAAGACGGCGAGAGCGAACCCAAGGGUUGGAACCAAGGACGGCUCCAUAAUGGAUUCCAACUUCCCCUGCCAUGGGACGUCAGCAAGAAAAUAAUGAGGAGCUCUUCAAAAAGGAAUGAUGACCUCUAUUCUCAAAUGCUGGUGGAGUGGGGGCAGUACAUCGACCAUGACAUAACCUUCACUCCUCAGAGCACCAGCCCUUCUCCUUUUUUGACAUUCACGGACUGUUCGAGCACAUGUGAAAAUGUGCAUCCAUGCUUUCCCAUUAAGACCCGUGAUAUGUCCUCCGCUGCACAAAGCUGCAUGCCUUUCCAACGCUCCACCUCAGUCUGCUAUCUGAAUUUCACUUCAGAUAUCAUACAAGCUCUGCAGCGACAACAGAUGAACGCCAUCACAUCGUUCAUGGAUGCAUCAGUUGUGUAUGGCCACACUCCAAAAAUGGAGAGGUUACUCCGUGACCUCUCUGGCUUAAACGGGAAACUUUCUGUCAACAAACAGUUCAAGGAUCCAAAAGGAAGACCCUACCUUCCUUUCGUAGCCUCUCUGCCGUCAAAGUGCUUACAGGACCCGCAGGGGGAGAGAGUGGAGUGUUUCAGUGCUGGAGACACUCGGGCCAAUGAGGGUUUGCCCCUGACUUCUUUGCAUACAUUGUGGCUUAGGGAACACAAUCGAAUUGCAGAGGCAUUGAGACGCAUGAACGAUCACUGGAGCCCAGAGAUUAUAUACCAAGAAACCCGCAAGAUUAUUGGAGCUCUGCAUCAGAUCAUAACCAUGAGAGAUUAUGUUCCAAAAAUCAUUGGCCCGGAGUCUUUUGAACAUUACAUUGGACCCUAUGGGGGCUAUGAUCCAACUACAAACCCCUCGGCCUCCAACGUGUUUGCCACCGCUGCGUUCAGGUUCGGCCACGCUACCAUCUCUCCAAUCCUCAGGAGACUGAACGAGAGCUUCCAGGAACAUGAGCAGUUAACCCACUUGAGACUACACAACACUUUCUUCAGUCCGUGGAGAAUAGUCAAAGAAGGUGGAAUUGAACCAAUCCUGAGAGGCAUAAUUGGAACUGCAGCAAUAGCUGUUAGCCCAAACAUGCUGAUGUCAGAGGAGACAACGGAGAGGCUUGUCGUCCUUAAUAUACAACAGCACAUGGACCUGGCUUCACUGAACCUGCAGAGAGGGCGAGAUCACGCUCUCCCAGGAUACAAUGAUUGGAGAGCGUUCUGUGGACUGAAGCGUGUUAAGACACUGGAUGAUCUCAAAGAGGUUGUGGGAAACAAGGUUGCUGAGAAGAUACAUAAAGUAUACAAACACCCUGACAAUAUCGAUGUAUGGCUUGGAGGACUUGUUGAAAAUUUGUUGCCAGGCUCAAGAACGGGUCCCCUCUUCUCGUGCCUGAUUGGAAAGCAGAUGAAUGUGCUUCGUAAUGGAGAUAGGUUUUGGUGGGAGGCUGAGGGUAUGUUCACCCAGCAACAGAGGGCUGAGCUUUUAAAAGGUUCUCUGUCCCGGAUCAUCUGUGACAACACCGACUUAAGAGAAGUCCCCUAUGAUUCUUUUAGAUUUGGGAAAUACCCAUCUGAUUAUGUCUCUUGCAAUUAUAUACCACUGAUGAAUCUGGAAGCUUGGAAAGAAGAAAGGAGCGAAGACUUGAAGCGCUGUGGCUCUCCAGCAAAGAUAAAGAACGGGGAUUUCAUAUUGUUCUCUAGAUGUGACAAACUGGUUGCCCAGUACUCCUGUUACCAUGGUUUCAAAUUAAAGGGUGCCGCUGCAAUAGUUUGUGAGGGAAAUCGGUGGAGUGAUCAACCCCCACAAUGUACAGGGAACGAUCAUUAAGUUGUUGAAGUGGACCUAUAAAUGCUUCAUAGCUUUAUGACCAGACUUGGAAACAUUGUCUUCCUUGCUCUUUUUAUUUAUAUUUCAUGAUUUUGUUGUUUUUGGAACCAUGGAUUAAGACAUGUUUUAAACUUGAAGAAAUGUAAUAUCUGGCAAUAUCCUGUAACUUGUUUAAAAGAUUUGGUAUUAUUCAGAAAUAUACACAUUAACCUGUGAAUCAUAGCACUUUGUGUCACACAAUCUUUAUAUUACGCAAUUCCCUACAAGAAUUCAUUUGAGAUUGUUUUUUCAGUCCAUCUUUCACCGCUCUGAACAUGUCAAUAUUCUUAAAUCGAAAAACAAAAUGCAAGGAGUGCUGCUUGGGUGUGGGGAAAAAAGUGUCCCUCUGUUGCUCUUCAGUGUGGGGUGUGUGCUAUAAGGACUGGUUAACCCCCAAUACUGGCUCUACAUUACAAAGAGGCUAACCAUGGUAGUUGCAACCCACUAAAGGUGUCUCGCUUACAACAUAUAGAAAGUUCAAUAAGGGGUGGAGACGGAUUAAAAUGGCUCUUACAAAGAGAAUCGUUCUGGAUAUAUACUUUGAAAGCUAUGUGAUUCCCAGGUUUAAAUGGGGAAUUUGAUUUUGUUCCUUUUUUUUGUAAAAGUUGCUUUUGGAAUCUGAUUCUUUGGGCCUCUGAGAAAGUGAAUCUAAAAACUAUUUUAUGCCUUCUUUGAGUGUACUGAAAUAUUGAGAUGUUGUAAGAUGUUAUGUCUAUAUAUAUCAAUUUGUUGUUUGUUCUCUCUGUUUCACAUGGUUGAUUUUGUGAUUUUGAUUGAAUUAUGGAUUACACCUGUUCAUGCUGACCAUGUGAUUGUUUGUCCACCUGCAGACUGAAGAUAGGACUGCCUGGAUCUACCAUGUUACAACCUUUCUAUCCAUUCUGAUCAUUUGACUAAUGCUACCUUUAUAAAUGGAAGAGCCCAAAGGUGGCCAUUUUAUACUUGCUCUGAAGAAGGCCUAAUGGCUGAAACACAGAGGCAUGUUUUUAUUGUUGUAAUGAAGCCAUGAGAAAAUAAAGGCUUUUUAA
Molecule: messenger RNA, 3209 nt
Organism: Seriola aureovittata
Lineage: Eukaryota; Metazoa; Chordata; Actinopteri; Carangiformes; Carangidae
Gene: tpo
Product: thyroid peroxidase
Exons: 11
Coding region: 1-2142 (713 amino acids)
Biological process (GO): response to oxidative stress
Molecular function (GO): peroxidase activity; heme binding
Source: RefSeq, a predicted model, not a curated record